AUGAACUCCAUCACUUCUGUGUUUGCAGGUUCUUUUCGUGGAGUCGAAGAUGAAGAGACAUCUUCUGAACAGAGCAGAUCUGCAGAAGGAGUGUCACAGAUUAGGACUGCAAAAGCAGGUUUGUCUCCUGAGAAGACCCAGCCCUGUAAGAUGUGCAUCCCGGUCUUGAGAGACAUCUUGCACUUGGCUGAAGAGCAAGGAACAAAUAGGGGGCAGAAAGCAUACACAUGUGGGGCAUGUGGGAAACACUUCUAUUUCACUGCAAACCUUCAAGAUCACCAGAAGCAGCAUGUUAGAGAGAAUCCCUUACGAUACGAUAUGUGGAGACCCUCUUUUUCGAAGAGCCGCACAAUCCACACAACAGGGAAUCUCUCCACCUGCAUGGAGAUUGGGCACGACUUCGUGGCCAACAUGGGAUUUCAGCCACAGGCCACUAAUACCAGGAAGAAACUGAACAACAGUAAGGAGUGUGAAGCUGUUUUUCACAGUGGACAAGGUCAUCACACCUGGGGAGAAGGCAAGAAGGCCUCCAGCCACACAGAUGUACUUGUUGAGGAUGUGAGAGUCUUCUCUAGUGAGUUCAGAAAAUGUGAGAAAGCCUUCACCCGAAGAGCUAAACUUAUUCAGCAUGAGCAAGUUCCCACUGGAGAAAGGCCUUAUGAAUGUAGCCGUUGUGGAAAAUGUUUUAGCCACAAAUCCAGUUUCCUUUCACAUCAGAGAGUUAACUGUGGAGGAACUCUUUAUGACUGCAGUGAAUGUGGGAAAUCCUUUAAGCAAAGGAAGUACCUCAGAGCACAUAGGAAAAUCCACAGUGGAGAAAAGCCUUAUGAAUGCAAAGAAUGUAAUAAAUCUUUCAUCCAAAAGUGCAUCUUAAUUGAACAUCAGAGAGUUCACACUGGAGAAAAACCUUAUCAAUGCAGCCAAUGUGGAAAAUUUUUUACCCGCAAAUCUAAUUUCCUUGCUCAUCAGAGAGUUCACACUGGAGAAGAGCUUUAUGAGUGUACUGAAUGUGGGAAAUGUUUUACUACUAGCUCUGGGCUGUAUUAUCAUCUGAGAAGAAUUCACAGUGGAGAAAGACCUUUUGAGUGCAGUGAAUGUGGUAAAUUCUUUAGCCGAAACGAACAACUCAGUGCCCACAUGAAUGUUCAUACUGGAGAAAAGCCUUAUGAGUGCAAUAAAUGUGGGAAAUCUUUUACCAGUAGGUCGAACCUUUGCAAUCAUUGGAGAGUUCACAGUGGAGUAAGGCCUUUUGAAUGCAGUGAAUGUGGUAAAUUCUUUAGCCAAAAGGCACACCUUGAUGCCCAUAAGAAAUUUCACACUGGAGAACAAGUUUAUGAAUACAAUAAAUGUGAGAAAUCUUUAACUCCUAGGCUGAACCUCCAGUGUCAUCAGAGAGUUCACAGUGGAGAAAGGCCUUAUAAGUGCAGUGAAUGUGGGAAAUCUUUUGUUGCUAGGAGUGGCCUCCGGUAUCAUCAGAAAGUUCACAGUGGAGAAAGGCCUUAUAAGUGCAGUGAAUGUGGGAAAUCCUUUACUGCUAGGAAAAUCCACACUGGAGAAAAGCAUUUUGAGUGCAAGGAAUGUUGUAAAUCUUUCACCCAAAGGUGCCACUUGAUGAAACAUCAGAGAGUUCACACUGGAGAAGGGACCUUAUGA
Hippopotamus amphibius kiboko is the source of this 1653-nucleotide messenger RNA. Its product is annotated as zinc finger protein OZF-like. Lineage: Eukaryota; Metazoa; Chordata; Mammalia; Artiodactyla; Hippopotamidae. The coding region runs from base 1 to 1653 and encodes 550 amino acids. Gene Ontology annotation, biological process: regulation of transcription by RNA polymerase II. The transcript has 3 exons. The record is from RefSeq and is a predicted model, not a curated record. Gene Ontology annotation, molecular function: RNA polymerase II cis-regulatory region sequence-specific DNA binding; DNA-binding transcription factor activity.